Molecule: messenger RNA, 2842 nt
Organism: Ceraceosorus guamensis
Lineage: Eukaryota; Fungi; Basidiomycota; Exobasidiomycetes; Ceraceosorales; Ceraceosoraceae
Product: V0/A0 complex, 116-kDa subunit of ATPase
Exons: 6
Coding region: 226-2751 (841 amino acids)
Biological process (GO): vacuolar acidification; proton transmembrane transport
Cellular component (GO): fungal-type vacuole membrane; vacuolar proton-transporting V-type ATPase complex; vacuolar proton-transporting V-type ATPase, V0 domain
Molecular function (GO): ATPase binding; proton-transporting ATPase activity, rotational mechanism
Source: RefSeq, a predicted model, not a curated record
GCGGGAGAGCGCUCGUGCCACCCUACCGUACCGUCCUCACCCACUCGUGAUUCACGAUUCGUGAUUGCUCCAGAUCACAGCUGGCUGGGAUAGGUGCACAUCUUUCAGCACUUGUCAACACCUCUCUAAGCCAUCAGAGCACCUACUUCACGACUGCAGCACGAGAUUUCGAGAGCGCUCCACUGUACGACUACUUCGUCUAGCUACUCCUGACCGGGUGCAAUCAUGGUCGGCCAACAGGAGUCGCUGUUCCGCUCUGCGGCGAUGAGCCUGGUCCAGCUCUAUAUCCCCUCCGAAGUCGCCCACGACACUGUGGAGGAGCUGGCCCUCUUGUCGAACGUGCAAUUCAAAGAUCUCAAUCCUGAUGUGACCCCAUUCCAGCGCUCAUUCGUAUCUCAAAUCCGUCGCUUAGACGACAUGGAUCGAAUCGUCAGAUUCCUACAACAGCAGAUGACCACCGAGUCGGUGCCAGUCAGGCCUCUCGAAGCGGCGCUACCUUUUGUCAAUGGUGCGCUCGGAGCUCAGCGCGGUCCCGCGCUCGUGGAAGACUUGGCCUCCAAGCUCAAGCAGCACGAGGAUCGACUGGCCGAUAUGAAUGGAAGCUACGAUCAGCUUCAGAAGCGCCUGCUGGAACUCGAAGAGGCCAGACACGUGCUCAGAGAGACUGCAGUCUUCUUUGAUCAAGCAGAAGGCCGCGGUACCGAUCACGGUCGCACCAGCACCGAUGACGCGAGCGCUCCACUUCUGGAGGACGACAUCGAAAGCCGUGCAUUUGGCCGCGGCGAUAAUCAGGACUAUGGCACAUUUGAUCUCGAAUUUGUUGCCGGUACGAUCGAGCGCUCGAAAAUGUCUACGUUUGAGCGCAUUCUUUGGCGUGUGCUGCGCGGCAAUCUGUACAUGAAUUAUGCCGAGAUUGACCAGCCAUUCAAUGAUCCAACCAAAGAGGAUCCAGUCAGGAAGAAUGUCUUCAUCGUUUUUGCCCACGGUGCUGAGCUCCUUGCCAAGAUCCGCAAGAUUAGCGAGAGCAUGGGAGGAACCCUGUACCCUAUCGACUCGAAUGCCGACAAGCGAGAAGAGAGCCUCCGAGAGGUCACCAACCGCAUCGAAGACCUCAACUCUGUCCUUUACUCCACCAGCGCCACGCGUCGUACCGAGCUGGUCAAGAUAGCAGAAAGCCUGUCAGCUUGGGCGGAUGUCGUGAGAAAGGAGAAGCUGAUCUACUCUACGCUCAAUCUCUUCAAUCACGAUGCGCGCCGCAAGACGCUGAUUGCUGAGGGGUGGUGCCCCACCAGCGGAAUCCCUUCCAUUCAGCUGGCGCUGCGGAGAGCGACUGAAAACGCUGGAUCUAGCGUAUCCUCGGUUCUCCAAGAAUUGCAAACAAAGCAAUCGCCACCCACCUACCACUUGACGAACAAAUUUACGGAAGGCUUCCAGGCUAUCAUCGACGCGUAUGGGUACGCCACGUACCAAGAAGUCAACCCCGGACUCUUCACCGUCAUCACAUUUCCCUUCUUGUUUGCGGUCAUGUUUGGUGACAUUGGUCACGGUUUCAUCAUGUUUCUUGCAGCAGCUGUCAUGUGCUUGUACGAGCGCAAGCUGGCCAAGGCUGGUCUUGGAGAGAUCUUCGAGAUGUUCUUCUACGGUCGCUACAUCAUCCUGCUCAUGGGCAUCUUCUCUAUGUUCACCGGCCUGAUGUAUAACGAUAUUUUCAGCAAGUCGAUGCACCUCUUCCACGCAGGCUGGGAGUGGCCUCACCCCAAGUCGGACAAGCCCGGUCAGGAGUUGGAGGCCGUCAAGCUCAAUCACACAUACCCGAUCGGUCUGGAUCCGACAUGGCACGGCUCGUCGAACUCUUUGGUGUUCACCAAUUCACUCAAGAUGAAGAUGUCAAUCAUUCUUGGAGUGGCUCACAUGACGUUCGCCAUCUUGCUGCAAGUGCCCAACGCUAUUCACUUUAAGAAGCGCAGCGAUUUGUGGGCGAUCGUCUUACCACAGAUGCUCUUCAUGCACUCUCUGUUCGGCUACCUUGUCGUCAUGAUCUUCUACAAGUGGAGCGUCGACUGGUAUGCAAGGGAUGCGGCGGGCGAGCUCAUCCACGGCGGGCCUCCAGGUCUGCUCAACACGCUCAUUUACAUGUUCCUCAGCCCCGGCAACGUCGAUGCCGACAAGCAGUUGUUCACCGGUCAAGCCUUUGUCCAGACGCUCCUGCUCCUGCUUGCAGCUGUAUGCGUGCCUUGGCUCUUGGUUGUGCAUCCCUACCUGGAAUACAAAGAACACCAAGCCAAGCAAGGAGCCGGCUACCAGUCUGUCGCAUCAGCCGAGGACGAGGAUGAUGAGCACGGUGAUGGUGAAGGUCAAGGCGGGGACGGACAUGGGGGCCAUGGCGAGUUCAAUCUCGGCGAGACUUUUAUCUACUCAAGCAUUCACACGAUAGAGUUUUGUCUGGGCUGCAUUUCGAACACGGCCAGUUACUUGCGUCUUUGGGCGCUGUCCCUUGCCCACGCUCAAUUGUCGGAAGUGCUGUGGACCAUGACGAUUCAGAACGUGUUUGGCAUGACUGGAAUUGUCGGAGUCAUCGCCACCGUUGCUGCAUUUGCCAUCUGGUUCUCACUCAGCAUUGCUGUGCUGGUCAUCAUGGAAGGCUUGUCGGCCUUCCUUCACGCUCUUCGUCUGCACUGGGUCGAGGCAAGCAGCAAGCACUACCAAGCUGCCGGAUAUCCAUUCAAGCCGCUCACAUUUGAGGAAGAGUAAAGACGUAAAUACUUGCAACUUCGCAAAUCGGCUGUAUCUUGCAACAUUCAAUCAAUUCGAAUCGAAUUGACUCUUUUGGCAGAGAAUGUGC